AUGGCAAGGAAACAAGUUAAAUCGAAGGUUGCUGAAAAGGUUGAAAAGAAACAAAACAUAACAACUCCAAGUGAAAAGUCAGUAGAAGAUAUUGAACAUGAUUUACAAUUACCAUCCUCAUCUGAUGAGGAAGAAGAUAUAGAACAAGAAGAAUUAUCUGAAGAAGAAAGCAGUGGUGAUGAAGAAGAAGAAGAAGUAGAAAAAGAAGAUAAUAUAAAUGGAUUAUCUGACGAAGAACAAGAAGAAGUACAACAACAACAACAAAACAAAGCUAAUAAAUCUGGUCAUUCCGUCAACAAAAUCAUUAAAACUUCUGAAGCUACUACCACCAAUACAUCAGCAAACAAUAAAUCUACAAAAUCCAAAUCUGGUGUCAUAUAUAUUGGUAGAUUACCAUCAGGAUUUCAAGAAUCAGAAUUGAAAACUUAUUUUUCUCAAUUUGGUGAUGUGAUUAAUGUUAAAUUAGCUCGUAAUAAAAAAACUGGUAAUACUAAACAUUAUGGAUUUAUAGAAUUUGAUUCAAUUGAAGUAGCUAAAGUUGCUGCUGAAACCAUGAAUAAUUAUUUAUUAUUUGGUCAUUUAAUUAAAUGUGAAGUUGUUGAAAAUCCUCAUGAAGAUACUUUUAAACAUGGUAAUAGAAAAUUCAAAGUUAUUCCUUGGAAGAAAAUUGCUAAAGAAAAACAUGAAAAAUCGAGAACAGAAGAAGAAUGGAAAGUAUUGAUUGCAAAAUUUGAAGAAUCUAAACAGAAAAAGCAAGAAGAAUUGAAAAGUAAAGGUAUUGAUUUCGAUGUUAGCGCAAUAUAG
Candida albicans SC5314 is the source of this 804-nucleotide messenger RNA. It is a transcript of the gene NOP15, whose product is annotated as rRNA-binding ribosome biosynthesis protein. Gene Ontology annotation, molecular function: RNA binding. The transcript has a single exon. Lineage: Eukaryota; Fungi; Ascomycota; Pichiomycetes; Serinales; Debaryomycetaceae. Gene Ontology annotation, cellular component: nucleolus. The record is from RefSeq and is a predicted model, not a curated record. Bases 1 to 804 code for a protein of 267 amino acids. Gene Ontology annotation, biological process: maturation of LSU-rRNA from tricistronic rRNA transcript (SSU-rRNA, 5.8S rRNA, LSU-rRNA).